Solenopsis invicta (red fire ant) is the source of this 726-nucleotide messenger RNA. RefSeq lists its product as uncharacterized. Bases 1 to 726 code for a protein of 241 amino acids. The record is from RefSeq and is a predicted model, not a curated record. The transcript has a single exon. Lineage: Eukaryota; Metazoa; Arthropoda; Insecta; Hymenoptera; Formicidae.
AUGGUUCAACAUUUUCGCGGCUUCCAAGCUGCCGGGAUAAGCACGGAGUCAACAAAGUUUGGAUAUGCUUUAACCGCCAUCGGAGCACGUUAUUCCAUGGAGUGCCGAGACAUCAUCCUAUCACCGCCAGCGGACCAGCCGUAUAGCAUGCUAAAAACCGAACUCAUCAAAAGGAUUGGCAUAUCCCAGGAACACAAAACAAGGCAACUCCUAGAGCAUGAAGAGAUUGGAGAUCGCAAACCAUCUCAGUUCCUGAGAUACUUGCAAAGUCUUGCAGGAAAGGCAGUAGGCGAUGGAAUGCUUCGAACCAUUUGGUUGAAUAGACUUCCUUCGUACGUGCAGCCGCAUUUGGUCAUACGGACGAACGAAACACUUAGCCAAUUGGCGGUUACAGCCGACACCAUCAUGGAAGCCACUAAGGCUCCAACCCCCCAGAUCGCAGAAGUAACCGCAAGCCAGAGCGAAAUCCAGAAGCAGAUAGAGACACAGCGGCGAGAAAUUCUUGAGCAAAUUGCCACCUUACAGAAGUCCAUGGAGACGAUGAAAGUGUCAAAUCGCAUCAGAGAUCCAGAUAGACAUAGAACAAGAUCUCGUUCACGUUCCACAAGCAGAGGGAGACUCUCAAGUAGUGUGUGUUGGUAUCACUACAAGUUUGGACAAACCGCGCAGAAAUGUCAACCACCUUGCAGUGCCCGGAAAUUGGGAAACGCCACAACUCCCCAAUAA